AUGUUCAUUACUGGGCCCUCCCACAAGUACUCCUCCUGCGACCUCGCCGCGCACACCUCCCUCAAGCCUAGAGAGGGCCAGCAGACCCAAGAGGAGUUACAGAAGCGGAACCUCAGGGAGGAACUUGAGGAACGUGAGCGCAAGCACUACUCUUCCAAGGACAAGUCCUAUGCUGAAGAGAGAGACCGGCGGAAAAGUUCAAGCCAGCUGCUCUUAGAAGGUUCAAAGAGAGAUGCUGAGGAUAAGAUAGUUCCACGAGAAAUCGAUGCAGAUGAUUCUGAUGUGGAGCCUAAAAGUGACGGCGAAAGUGAUGAAGACGACGAUGACGACGAUGACGACGAUGACGACACGGAAGCACUAAUGGCAGAGCUUGAGAGGAUUAAGAAAGAAAGAGCUGAGGAGAAGCUUAGAAAGGAGCGCCAACAAGCAGAAGAGGAGGCGAAGAUGAAGGAGGCUGAACUGAUGCGGGGAAACCCUUUGAUCAAUAUCAACAAUCCUGGCUCCUUCAGCGUUAAGAGAAGGUGGGAUGAUGAUGUGGUAUUCAAGAACCAGGCAAGCGGAGAAACUAAGACUCCAAAACGGUUCAUUAACGACACCAUCAGAAGUGAUUUCCACCGCAAAUUUCUGCAGAGGUACAUGAAGUGAGGCUUGUGCUGUGUAUGGUUGAACACGUCCCUGCCGUGGUAUGUCAGGGCCUUGUUUCGCGGCUCAUCGUCUUGUAAUAGAUGUUUGUGUUUGAGCGUGGGACCAUUGUGCUGUAUGAAAUAACGAGCUUUUUUUACUAUGCUUGGAAAUACUUCCUAACGCUUUAUAAUACCUCCCAA
Molecule: messenger RNA, 824 nt
Organism: Panicum virgatum (switchgrass)
Lineage: Eukaryota; Viridiplantae; Streptophyta; Magnoliopsida; Poales; Poaceae
Product: protein CWC15 homolog
Exons: 7
Coding region: 1-645 (214 amino acids)
Biological process (GO): mRNA cis splicing, via spliceosome
Cellular component (GO): catalytic step 2 spliceosome
Molecular function (GO): RNA binding
Source: RefSeq, a predicted model, not a curated record